Molecule: messenger RNA, 306 nt
Organism: Aplysia californica (California sea hare)
Lineage: Eukaryota; Metazoa; Mollusca; Gastropoda; Aplysiida; Aplysiidae
Product: glutathione S-transferase-like
Exons: 3
Coding region: 1-279 (92 amino acids)
Biological process (GO): glutathione metabolic process
Molecular function (GO): glutathione transferase activity
Source: RefSeq, a predicted model, not a curated record
AUGGUUGUUGCGGAGUUAGUCAAGAACUACCUGAAUGUAGAUCUGCCCAAGUACAUGGGAUUCUUCAAAAACCUGCUAGAGAAAAACAACACCGGCUACUUCGUUGGAAAUUCUUUGACCCUGGCUGACUUGGCCCUCUUCGACUUCCUGCGCAAUCUGCGCAAAAACCAGCCGACAGUGACAGACAACUUCCCCGUGGUCAAAGCUCUCACGGAGCGAGUGGACAGCAACCCCAAGAUCCGAGACUACCUGAACAACAGAAAACCUCUCCCCCAGUGACCCCUCCCCCCUCAAUGACCCCUCACC